Messenger RNA from Sycon ciliatum, 2247 nucleotides. RefSeq lists its product as uncharacterized. The record is from RefSeq and is a predicted model, not a curated record. NCBI's taxonomy places the organism in Eukaryota, Metazoa, Porifera, Calcarea, Leucosolenida, Sycettidae. The transcript has a single exon. Bases 1 to 2247 code for a protein of 748 amino acids.
AUGGUGGCGGAGCUUGCUGCAGAGGCAGCAACACCCCAGAAGGCCACACGGGACAACACAACACAGGAGGUAGUGGUCGUGGACAGUGAUGGGACGGACAGGCCCACGGGCGAACUGCUGGAAUCAAAGGAAUUGCCGGCAACAGGCACGGGCGACACGGAAUCUGCUGCAGGCAGACUGGACAGCCCUAGCACGGCUGUGGAGGCAAGGCGUAGCACAAUGUCCACAGGCACGGACAUCAGUGCUACUACUCAGAACCCUGUGGCUCAGGCUCAGCAUACGGAUACAACACAGGCCCAGCCAACUGUCCCGACACCAACCAAUUCCCCGGACAUGAUACAGGCCAUGGCAUUAGCGGCAGCCCACGCUGCAACCGCGGCAGCUGGCCUCAGUACUGCCCCACAGCCAUCACGCCUCAACGUCCAGCUGCCAAACCUGACUCUACCGUCCUUUUCUGGCAAGGUGAUUGAGUGGCCAGAGUUUUGGGAGCGAUUCCAGUCUUCCAUCGACAACCAGCCCAUUGCGGAUGUCAGCAAGUUCUCAUACCUGAAAUCUUGCCUUUCCGGCGAUGCGGCGAAGGCCAUAGCGGGCAUCUCGUUGACAAGUGCAAACUAUACCACCGUCAAGGAUCUGUUGAAGACGAAGUAUGGCUCAGCGGAGAUCAUCAUUGCAUCCCUGUACAGCCGUUUGGAAGCACUACCGGCACCACCCAACAGGCCCAUGGAGAUCCAUCGAAGUUUCGAGACUGUGGAGUGUCUCCUUCGACAGCUGGAAACACAGGGAGAGAAGUUGGCAGAUCAACGUCUCCUGUGCCAAAAGCUGUGGGGCAAGGUUCCACUCGAGGUUGCCACCAAGUUUGAGGAGUGGCGUGGUAUCAGCAACGCCGGCCAGCCCUGGAAACUAACCACUCUACGAGAGUAUAUGGCCAAGUACACAACUCUACAAGAGCAACUCCGCCAGCGGACUGGCCAAGGCCCUCCGAACAAACCUGACGCUGUUGGAGUGCAGACAAAGCAACUCUUUAGCACAGCGGAUGCACUGGCAGCUCACCCUGAUACCCAAGGACGACCACAACGUUCCCGUCGUGGUUGCAUAUUCUGCGAUGGCCAACAUAUGGACCACGAUUGCUCACGCUACACAUCUUCUGCUGCCAGGAAACAACGAUUAAUGGAGCUACGUCGUUGCUUCAUUUGCUUGGGUUCCGGUCACCGCAGCCAGGAAUGUUACCGACGGCAAACACAGACCUGCCGGAUGUGCAAGCGCCCAAGUCACCAUCACCAUACCAUCUGCUCGCAGAGUCGCCAGCCAUCUGGUGUAGGUUCGCAUUCCACCCGACGAGCUGACGGUUCAUCUUCCACAGCAGCGGUGGCAGCUUCUGACACUACAACCGCUACGUGCACACCCACUCAGGUUCCAGGUCAGGCAGUUGCUUCGGACCAGUCAUCAUGUCUCCUGCAAGCAACAGGAUCAACUGUCACACUCCAAACCGCCACAACGAAUGUGCAAGGCAACAAUGGUACAAUCACCACCGCUCGCGUUCUUCUUGAUUCAGGCAGCCAUCGCACGUACUUCACGGAGGCUUUGGCAAGGCAGCUCUCCCUGCCCCAUACUCGCCAUGAAUGGCUGUCAACCUUUGGUGCCACCAAACACCACACAGCACAGGUACCGAUCUCCGACCUGUUCAUUCAUCUCAAGGAUGGUACAACGAAGGCCAUCGAAGGCAGCGUCUUACCGCACAUCACAAACCCGGUUCUCCGUCCUGCGGUUGCACACCCCGACAUCACGACCUUGCAGCAACUGCAACACGACAACCAGUUAGCUGAUGCGAUCAACGCCGAAGAUGAACGGCUCAAGAUCGACAUACUCAUUGGGUCUGAUUAUCUGUGGGACUUCGUGCAGGGCCAUGUGCAACCUCUACCAUCAGGCCUCAACCUUCUGCCAACCUCCCUCGGCUACGUGGUCACCGGCAAGACGAACACCUCUCCCACCACUGCCCUACCGGCAGCCACUCUGAUCGCAGCCGCAGCCGACGUUUCACACGAGGAGGUUCUGCCUCUUAAGCAGUCCAUUCCGGAUUUGUGGAGCCUCGAAACGCUUGGGAUAGAGCACCCGUCUCCCGUGAAAGACGAUGACGUAGCCAUGCAGCAUUUCCACUCAACAGUGGAGUACACCGAUAAUCGCUACAUCGUUCGCUGGCCAUGGAACGACCAGCAGCAGUUUCUCCCGGACAACUACGGACUGACGUAG